Messenger RNA from Meloidogyne enterolobii, 1272 nucleotides. Lineage: Eukaryota; Metazoa; Nematoda; Chromadorea; Rhabditida; Meloidogynidae. The record is from the annotation of a GenBank genome assembly.
AUGAAUGAACAAAUUGAUUCUAGUUCCUCUAAUAUUCUUGGAGAUGGAGAUGUAUUCGAAAUAAACGAUUUUACUGUCAUCACAGAUUUUGAGGUUUUUGUUUUAUCACUUGAGAAUGUUCUGCAUGAAUUGAAAAACGAAGUGGAAAAUCAAAAUAAGACACUAAGGGAUGCUUCAAGUUCCAACAUUCAAAAAAUCGCUCACAAAGAAGUUGUUUAUGAAUCCUACAAGUUUAAAGUCGAUUAUUUUAAACAAUCCAAAUCUCUUCAAAUUGACGACAUUGAAGUUAUAUCUGGUGCUGACGUCGAUGAGGGAUCCAAUUACUUAUGCAACAAUUCCAAAGCUUUUCUUGAUGAUAAUGGCAGUUUUCGUGAAAAUUCGGUCAUUUCGAGACAGUAUGGCGUUGAUUCCGAUUUUAUUUUGCUUUAUAUGAACGACAAAAAAUAUUUUACUGACAGUGUAAUCAACAUGGUUCAAUCAGCUGUGACUGUUGCUACUGCAAAUAUUGAUUUCGACCUUCCCAUCCUUUUUCAAUUCUAUCCUGGUGCCUCAACUGGAUCGAUGCAGAACAAGAAUUGCUGUACAACUUUUGAAGGUUGUAUUCUCAACAAAUGCUUAAGCAGGCACAAAACUUUGGAUGGAGCUGUUGAAAUGUUUAAACAAAAAAUUGAUUCCCCCCUUUGUCUUGAUGAUGAAAUUAAGAUUGCCUUGCAAUAUGAUUUUAAAAAGGAUUUAUCAAACGAUGUUGACAAUUUUCAUAAAGGUUUAUCCAUGGAUGCUGGGACAAAUUGUCCGCACAAAUUUACUCUUCAACGAAUUGAUCCUUCUUUAAUCAGAGGAUUUUGUCUUAGUGCUGUGUUUAUUCAAAAUUCUUUUACUGGUGAUUCAACGGACGAAUUUGAAAUAGAAAAUGCCAAAUUUUGGAAAAUUUCUUUUGAUUUUGAUGACGAAUUUAGCUACGAACUUUCUUACACCCUUACGAGAUUAUUAGAACAUAAGGAAGAAGAAUAUUCAACCCAAACAGUCAAAUCUUUAAUACCUCAAUCAAAUACAGAAACAAAAUCUAUGGCGGCAAGUGCUUUGGGUCCUUUACUCGAUAAACCUGCUGUGAAUUUUGAACUCGUCCCAAAAUUGGACAUUUUUGGUGACGACGAUUUUAGCCAUGAAGGCUUGUCAGAUUGUCUCAAAUUUAUUAUGGAGGAGGGGAAUGCUUUUGAAUUUGGUGGGAAUGACUCGAAUAGAGAUCAAUUACUUGUAUUAUUUUAUUUUUAA